UGUUUCUGCGCUAAUCCCCACCCGAUGCAGCCAUCAGCAGCAUAUCUUCACACCCCGAUCCUCUGACAGGAAUACCGAACAAGACGAGCAUUUAAGCUGAAGCUAAUGAAAAUGGAUCGUCUUGCCGACUUCAUGAGCAGCGCUUAUCUCAGAGCGGAGGCGCGCGUGCCAGCGGAGCCCUGAAGAAGAUGGGAAUAAGACGGCAUUUGAUGUUUAAUUCAUUCACAAUCCCAAAAUGAAGCUUCUGCUCACUUUCUUCCUGCUUCAGUGCUCCGACUUCAUGGACUCGGUGAUGGGGUAUUUGACAGUCAGUAUCGAGCCUCUCCCGCCUGUGGUCAUGGGCGAUACAGUGACUUUGAAAUGCAAUUUCAGGACUGACGGCAACCUGAGAGAAAUCGUGUGGUUUCGGGUUACAGAAGGUGGGAGCUCUAAGCAGAAAAUCUUUACCUAUGACGCUAUGUAUAACACCAAUUUCUCUCACAUGGAGGACUUUCGCAGAAGGGAAGAUCUUGUUUACCAGUCGACUGUUAGGCUGCCUGAAGUACAGAUGGAAGACAACGGGCCGUACGAAUGUCAUGUGGGAAUCUAUGACAGGGUGUCCAGAGAGAGGGUGGUCUUAGCGUCUGGAAGCAUAACACUUGCUGUUAUGUCACCACCGAAAUCCAUCGCUGUAAUUGCAGCUGACCAACCAUCACGAUUCAAUCGCUAUGCGGCUCAAAACUUCACACUUCUCUGCAUAGUGACUGGUGGAAAACCCGCUCCUGUGGUGCACUUUAAGAGAGACGGUGAGUUAAUCGAAGUGCUUCCCUCAGCCCAGCCAUCAGAUGGAGCUCAGAACAGAGGCUUGCGUUCAGCCAAACGUAGCAGGCCGUUAAUUAGCCGAGAGCUUGAUGACACCAAGCACCAGAAGUCCCUUUCUCACCUGGAGCCGGACAUCAAGCCGAUGAAGUUGGACCGGGCUCGUUCUCGUCACAGCCUCACUCCAGGAGCUCUGGGCCAAAAGAGUGCCAGUCCCACUACUGAGGUCAUCCCUGAGACGGUGGUGAGCAGAGAGUUCCCACGCUGGGUUCUCAGCUCCAGCCCGCUCUACUACUUCAACCAUACACAGACUGAGCUUGUUGAUGGCACCAUGCAAAUACAGGCUAUGCUUACCUGGCACCUGAACCCUCAGAUUGACAGUGAGGCCCUGUUUAGCUGUGAGGUCAAGCACCCAGCUCUCUCCAUGCCCAUGCAGGCUGAGGUCACACUUUCUGCUCCAAAGGGACUAAAACUCUCCAUGACGCCAAGCAGAAUAAAAGUGGGAGACACUGUGCACAUUACUGUGGAGGGAUUUCAAGUGGGAACAAAGGGGAAUGAGGUAUUUCCAGAGCCGCUGUUCACAUGGACGCGUGUCGGUGGACUCCUGCUGGACGGCAGUGCUGCGCGGGAAGGCAAGGUGCUGGUUCUUGAGAGAGUGCCUGCAGAGCUGAACAGCUCCAUGUAUCGCUGCACCGCUGAGAAUCCGCUAGGCUCCACCAGCGCACACACACGCCUCAUAGUUUUCGAGAAUCCAAGAAUAAGGAAGGAGACACUGCACUUAAAUGUUGCUGACUCGAGUGGACGUGUAUCUGCACCCACACUCAUCAUACUGCUGCUGUCACUGAUCCUGGAGUUUACAUGAACAUACACAGGAGAGACGCGCACCGUUCCUCUCUUUGACAUCUUCUGUUCACUUGAAAAGACUUAACAAGGACUUUCUGAGCCAUGGUUUUGCUCCUGAACGAAAACCUGUGCAUGUCAGCUACAAUAUAUAUGGAAGUGCAAAUCACCACACGCUUGCCAUUUAGACCAUCAUACAAUGGACCUGACAUCAGUGUCACUUGCGAGGUCUGACCGGUAGAUGGCAGUAGAGACUUCUAGACACAAACAUGACAAGUUUAGUCAGUUCAACUUAUUUUUAAAGAAGUUGAUUGUACUCUUAUUAAAAGGCAGGAGUUGCUGGUCAGUGUAAUAGAUAAUGUGUGUGAAUAAGAAAGAUGCUGUGCUGUAGGGGUUACAGAGGACCUUUACAGGUUUCCCAAUAAAAUGAUUUAAAGAUUUACCUUGGCGUGUGAAGUAAAACCACUCUGC
Molecule: messenger RNA, 2109 nt
Organism: Clarias gariepinus (North African catfish)
Lineage: Eukaryota; Metazoa; Chordata; Actinopteri; Siluriformes; Clariidae
Gene: igsf21b
Product: immunoglobin superfamily, member 21b
Exons: 10
Coding region: 236-1660 (474 amino acids)
Biological process (GO): heterophilic cell-cell adhesion; homophilic cell-cell adhesion
Cellular component (GO): adherens junction
Source: RefSeq, a predicted model, not a curated record